This is a messenger RNA of Fragaria vesca subsp. vesca, 682 nucleotides long. RefSeq names its product calcium-binding protein KIC-like. The record is from RefSeq and is a predicted model, not a curated record. The transcript has a single exon. NCBI's taxonomy places the organism in Eukaryota, Viridiplantae, Streptophyta, Magnoliopsida, Rosales, Rosaceae. Bases 178 to 531 code for a protein of 117 amino acids. Gene Ontology annotation, molecular function: calcium ion binding.
AAUUAGUCCUACUAGGUUCCACAAAGCAAUGAUAUUAUUCAUAUUGAGCACCUAGCUCUCUAGCUGUUAAACAAAGCAUUCCCUAGCCCAGCAUUAUAUAUACAGACACAUUCUUAUUGGUUCUUCAAGUCUUUCUGAUAUUGGUUGCUGUUUUAUAUAUUUUUUUCCAGUAACAAUAUGGGGAGCAAUGGAACAACAACUGAAUACCAGGACUUGUUACCAGUGAUGGCAGAGAAGCUGGAUGUGGAGGCCUUUGUGUCCGAGUUAUGUGGAGGUUUUCGGCUCCUGGCAGACCAGGAAAGGGGGCUGAUCACCUCUGAAAGCCUGAAGAAGAAUUCUGCGCUUCUCGGAAUGGAGGGGAUGAGCAAAGAGGAUGCUGAGGGCAUGGUUAGGGAAGGUGAUCUUGAUGGAGACGGGGCACUGAGUGAGACCGAGUUCUGUAUCCUCAUGGUGAGGCUGAGUCCAGGGAUGAUGGAAGAUGCAGAGACUUGGCUUGAAAAGGCUCUUGAUCAAGAGCUCAAGAAGUCCUGAUCAUGAUGAUCAACAUGAGUGUUUGAUGGUAUAUGCAGUUUUUACAGUAGCUGGAUGUAAGGUCAAUAUGUUUUUACAACUUAGUAAGGCUGUAAGCUACUGUUCAAUAAUAUUGUUAAAGUGAUUGAUUGGAGAAUUUGUCACCUCCCAG